AUGCGUACCACCUUUUUCAUCGUCGCAUCGCUCGCCGUGCUCAGCACGCUUAGCUUCAACAUCCAAGAGACCGAAGCUAGGUCGCUGAGCAAUAGGCACGCAAAUCACAAUCUCGUCGGCAUUGUCCACGCACCUCAGCGCCGAGGAAAGGUUUGCAAGAACCACGCCGUCAAGCGACCCUCCUCCGGCACUUACUGGCGGAACCCUCACAAGGCUGGAACCUCGUCUAGCACCAAGCCUGCAUCAUCUGCCGCCAAAGCUGCCUCUACAGCUUCGUCGGAAGCUGCAAGCACGAGCACACGUGCGGUUACUGCUACCACCCCUUCCUCGACUUCAUCGUCUUCGCGCCCCUCCACUACCACCGCUUCUUCGUCCUCCGGCGCGAUGUCGGGCGCACCAUCCUUGUACGCCGGUGCUGCACCACCGAACUCUCCCUGGGGUAGCUGCUUCGACCUCACCGCCACCGCUUUCCAGCCUAACUGGAAAGGUGAAGCCACCACUACGUGGUGCGGCGUCGAAUUUGACAAGACUUCUCCCAUCAUUGCUCUUCCUCUCGCCCAGUUGUCUAAAGCCUACGGUUUCAGUGGAUCUGUCACCUAUUAUUCCCACGAACCUCUGUGGCGCAAGAUGAUCGCCGACUGGUGUGGUCGUGAGGUGGUCAUCCAAGGUCCUGCUGGAAGCUUCAAAGCCUACUUCGGUGACGCUAACGAGUGGACUUCCGUUGACGUCAACAUGAACUUGUUCACCAAGUUGAAGGGAGUUCCUACUGGAAGCUACGUCGACCCCAACGCUGCGGGAUGGAUGAAUGGUGUCAAGGGCUGCUUCACUGGUCACAAUGUUGCCCUCAAGAACGGAUACCCUCUCAACUACAACUAA
Ustilago hordei is the source of this 876-nucleotide messenger RNA. RefSeq lists its product as uncharacterized. The record is from RefSeq and is a predicted model, not a curated record. The transcript has a single exon. NCBI's taxonomy places the organism in Eukaryota, Fungi, Basidiomycota, Ustilaginomycetes, Ustilaginales, Ustilaginaceae. Bases 1 to 876 code for a protein of 291 amino acids.